This is a messenger RNA of Daldinia loculata, 937 nucleotides long. Its product is annotated as S-adenosyl-L-methionine-dependent methyltransferase. The record is from RefSeq and is a predicted model, not a curated record. NCBI's taxonomy places the organism in Eukaryota, Fungi, Ascomycota, Sordariomycetes, Xylariales, Hypoxylaceae. The transcript has 3 exons. The coding region runs from base 99 to 746 and encodes 215 amino acids. Gene Ontology annotation, molecular function: S-adenosylmethionine-dependent methyltransferase activity.
AAGAAAUGCAGAGGUACUUUUAAAAAGAUACAUGUAUGUCGUUCGGGUUGCGAUGACAGAUUCGAGCUGAAAAGAGUCAAGAGUCAAGAGUUCUCGAAAUGGGAUCAUCAGACGAAGAAAAUGAACGUCUCGCGCAUCCCAGCUUUUGGGAUCAGCGUUAUGCUCAAGCCGAAGGAGAUCGACCAACUCAUGAGUGGUUUAGGAAUUUCGCUGAACUCGAGGCUUUUCUUGAUCGGAGACUCUUUCAAACCCGUAGUCCCAACACAAAUCCGCGAAUUUUACAUUUAGGGUCGGGAGAUAGUGACGUGCCGGUGGGGUUAUGGGAAAGGGGGUACAAGAACCAGCUCUGUGUCGACUUUUCGACGGUCGUCGUGGAUCUCAUGUCUAAACGACACUCCAGUAUGGAGGGUAUCGAAUGGAAGCAUGGUGAUGUCCGCCAUUUGGAUGACAUCCCUGAAAAGUCCAUAGAUGUCGCCUUUGAUAAGGGAACCUUAGACGCGAUGAUCCAUGGUAGUCCCUGGAGUCCACCCGACGAUGUUAAACAGAAUACUGGUCAAUACAUCCGCGAGGUAAAUCGAGUCCUCAAAGAUGAUGGGGCAUUCCUUUACGUGACAUACCGACAGCCGCAUUUCAUAACACCUCUACUGAAUUGCGAAGGAACUAGCUGGGAGAUCGAGAUGGAGGUUCUCGGUGAUGGUUCUGGUUUCGGCUAUCACGGUUUUAUCUUGACAAAGACGAAACCUUGAAGCGCAUCUCAUCAAUUCUCCAAGAUCUACGAAAUGCAACCAAGGCUCAAAGUCACUACGCAAUUAUAGUAGUCACACACCCAAAUAUUUAAGAGAAUAUACCGAGGAUGAUGGUUUUUUCUCAACAACUUACGCCUGUCUCAAAUUACGACGGGACAGUGGUAUGUCUUAGUUCAUGGAGAUACCACGCA